Molecule: messenger RNA, 912 nt
Organism: Anopheles marshallii
Lineage: Eukaryota; Metazoa; Arthropoda; Insecta; Diptera; Culicidae
Product: PR domain zinc finger protein 10-like
Exons: 2
Coding region: 1-912 (303 amino acids)
Biological process (GO): regulation of transcription by RNA polymerase II
Cellular component (GO): nucleus
Molecular function (GO): RNA polymerase II cis-regulatory region sequence-specific DNA binding; DNA-binding transcription activator activity, RNA polymerase II-specific
Source: RefSeq, a predicted model, not a curated record
AUGGACGAAACGCGUAUGCUUGACAGCACUGCCAUUGGGCGAGCGCAACCCGCUCAAAACUAUGAUCAAUACGCUGCGGCGGAUAUGAAAAAGUUCUAUCCACCGGGUGCCCCCAUUAGCAAUGCACCGCAAAAUACGGAAGGUUCAUCGCUUCAGCUGCACUUUGCCUCACUCGCUGGUUUGGAUUUGGGCAAAAGGAUAGGCCAACCGGGCGAGCGUAUUGAUAUGUAUUUCAAAAAUCCCUACAAUACCGAAAGUGACGAGGAUGAGCCACCGGGAGCGGCGGGCAAUGGUACGCAUGUGCCAGCGGUAAAUGCGACUAAAGCGAAACAGCCCCGGAAACGCAACGGUUCCGGGAAACGUAAACAAAAGUCGCCGAAAGUAGAGUCUCCCGCUGAAAUUGCGCUGCGAAAGUUCCCCUGUCCGGAGUGUCCACUAUCGUUUAAGACCGGUUACCAUCUGAAGCGUCAUCAUGCGACCAUCCAUCAGGAUCAACGGUUUCCGUGCACAGUGUGCCACACGUCGUAUGGCCGCCGUGAGAAGCUGCGUGCGCAUCUGGAACUCAUUCACAAGAUUCAAAGCUACUUCGUGUGUGAAGUCUGCCUGGUGUCGUACGAGAGUGACGAUCUGCUACAGCGGCACGUUUACCGCCACGAGAACCCGAAACCACUCGAGUGUGGCACGUGUUUGACACCGAACGCCCGCACUUCGGAUGGGAAUUAUGGAGGAAAUCAUAUCUGCAUCACGUACCAGAACAAUUACGAAUGCUGUGGGAAAGAUUUCGGCUACCAUUACUAUUACAACAGGCACAUGUUGACGGUGCACAACAUAAAAACGAACGCGCGGGUUAAACUGCCCAAGGGCACGCUCCUCAGUCAGUUUCGUGCAUUGCGCUCGUCGAGAGUAUCGUGA